Penicillium digitatum Pd1 is the source of this 1740-nucleotide messenger RNA. RefSeq names its product Exonuclease, RNase T/DNA polymerase III. The record is from RefSeq and is a predicted model, not a curated record. Gene Ontology annotation, biological process: rRNA processing; ribosomal large subunit assembly. Gene Ontology annotation, cellular component: nucleus. Gene Ontology annotation, molecular function: exonuclease activity; nucleic acid binding. Lineage: Eukaryota; Fungi; Ascomycota; Eurotiomycetes; Eurotiales; Aspergillaceae.
AUGGCUUCACCUACAACAGCCGUUGACAAAUUGUUCGUCUGCCCUGGAUGUCAGAGGGGUGGCUUCAAGAGCACUGUUGCCGUCAAGGCUCAUUUUGAGUCCAAAGGCCACAAACUUGCUUGCAGCCCCUGCGACAGAUCUUUUGGAAAUGUAACGGCGUUACUCAAGCACUCCCAGAAGCAUGAAAAGCCCCUAGAUGCUUCCGAUCUCAAACCUCUCAAGUCGGCAAAGCCAGCGCCAAAGAACACAAAGCAGCAGAAGCCCCAAGAUCUUUCCGAGCUCUUGUCCACCAACCCUGCGAACCCGAAUCCAAAGCCUCUGAAAUCUACGAAGUACCCCGAACUGUCCGAGUCUUUUGUCAAGCCUGCAAAGCCAUCACCAAAGACCAAGUCACACGAUCACCCCGGUCCGUUGUCUUCCAACCCUACCAACCCUACAAAAUCUACCACAAAGAAAACAAAGCUUGAAAAGUCUCAGGAUCUGUUUGAGUCUUUGUCUGUCAAAGCUGCGAACCCCACUUCAAAGAAACCAAAGACUGAGAAGUCCCUGGAUCGCUCUGAGAUUUUGCCUGCCAAGCCUGCAAAGCCAAAUAAGAAGCGCGCAUCAAACCAGACCCCAGCCCAUGCUCCAGUGAGGACAAAGGCUCUUGAAGACCUAUGGAACAACUCCUCUGAACCUGAUCACCCGAAUGCAUCAUCACCUGCCAUCCAAAAUGCAAACUAUCAUGUUAUCCUCGAGCCGCUCGAGCAAAAUUUGAUUUUUCGCUACUUGUCGGCACGAUGUCACUCGGACACUCGUCUGAUUACCCGAGGCUUUACCUUUCGGGCUGGCUUGGCAGAUGUUAGCAGACGCCCGUCAAAGAAGCCCCCUCCAAAGACAGGACAUUUCCGCCAAGUUCCUCGCUCCUCAGACAGCUUACCGAAAAGGAAAGCAAUCGUUCUUGACUGCGAGAUGGUGCAAGUCGAAGCCGGGCGUCGAGAGCUUGCUUUUUUGAGCGCAAUUGACUUUUUGACUGGCGAGGUUCUCAUCGACAAUUAUGUGCAGCCGAAAUCGAGAGUCGUGAAUUGGGAUUCUCGGUUCAGUGGGGUGACUCCUGGCGCCAUGAACAAAGCUGUGAAGAAAGGGACGGCGUUGUUUGGCUGGGAAGGAGCGCGCUCGAAAUUAUGGGAGUUCAUGGAUAGCGAAACUGUCCUCAUUGGUCAUUCUCUCAACAAUGAUCUUGACGUCUUGGGUAUCAUCCACUGGAACAUUGUUGACUCCUCUAUCAUUACCAGCGAAGCGGUGUUUUACACUGUACACGCCGGUGAACCACUCAACCGCACAUGGAGUCUGAAGACUCUUACCAAUGAGUUGGUAAACUAUGAGAUACAAGUCGGGAAACAGGGGCACAGUGCACUGGAGGAUGCACAUGCAACACGGGACAUUGUGAUCUGGUGUCUAAGAUAUCCGGAGCACCUGAAGGUUUGGGCAGACAAUGCCCGGGACCAAGAGGAGCAGCGCAUGUAUGAGAGGGAGUUGAAGAGGACGACAGAGGAGGAGGUGAAGGAACAAAAGAGAAAACAUGAUAUGGAGAUAAAGAUCCAGAUGUUGUCUCGUGGUGUUACUGGUUUGGAUGUGCAUGACAUUGGCCUUUCUGAUGAUGAUGCUAAUGGCCCUGACCAUUCUUUUGUCAACCACGAUGGGGAUGACGUUGACUACGAACCGGUAACUAUUGAAGCAGCUGCAGCUUCAUUCUUUUGA